AUGCUUCGCCUGACCUCUGACAAGUUCCCCGUCUUCGUGCCAUUCGGGGUCAUUGGCUUCUAUCGAUACUUGUGGUACCUAAUCCGUAUUGUCGCCUCUCUGGUCUACCGCCCUAUCCCCAUCCCCGAAAACCCGACGUACAUCGCUGAAGAGGAUGUCACGAUCAUCGUCCCCACCAUCGACGCCGGCGAGGAGUUCAAGGAGGCUGCACACUCCUGGCUCGUAGGCAAGCCCAAGGAGAUCAUCAUCAUCACCGAGGAGAAGAUGCUGGGCCCCCUCCAGGACCUCGCCAACGCCGUCGACCCCGAGCGCAUCCGCGUACUCACCGUCCCCUUCGCCAACAAGCGGCUCCAGAUGUCCCACGGCAUCAAGAACACCACCACGGACAUCAUCGUCUUUGCUGACGACGACGCUAUCUGGCCCCCCACCCUCCUCCCCUCCGUCCUCGCAUGCUUCGAGGACCAGAAGGUCGGCGGUGUGGGCACGUCCCAGCGCGUGCAGCCCGUCGGAAAUUCGAUGACGGUCUGGGAGGUUCUCGCCGCCUUCCGGCUCUCCAUCCGGAACAUCGAGAUCAUGUCCUCGACCCACAUCGACGGCGGCUUGCCGUGCCUGUCUGGCCGUACCGCCGCCUACCGCACCGUCAUUCUCAAGGACCCCGAGUUCCUCCACGGCUUCACCCACGACUACUGGCUCGGGAAGUACCAGCUCAACUCCGGCGACGACAAGUUCCUCACCCGGUGGAUGGUCAGCCACGGCUGGAGCACCUACGUCCAGUGUUGCAAGGAGGCGGAGCUGCUCUCGACGAUGAAGCCCAACUGGCGUUUCCUCAAGCAACGCUACAUCUGGACCUCACACCCAUACGUAGCGUACACGAUGGUCGACAAGCUUUUCAACCCCAUCACGCUACUUGCAGGCCCAUUCUUCGUCGGUGUUGUCGUCUACAAGUCGACGAUCCCGGUGGAGCAGGGUGGUUUCCACUUGCCGUGGUGGCUGGAAGCCUUGACGAUUCGGAUGCGCAGGAAUGUCGUCGUCUCCUACUUCGUGUGGCUGUUUGCAACCCGUACCGCGAAGCUGCUCCCCCAUCUCUGGAACCGGCCGCAGGACAUAAUUCAUCUUUACGCCCUCUUCACGCUUCACGAGACUGGUUGGGGUACCCGUGCGGGUAUUGGUGAUGCGCGUGCUGCCACCGCUGCUGCGGACGGUCCUGCUCCGGCGGCCCCGGCGAACCAGGGUUACACGGAGAAGCUGCCAUCGACGCCGAGCUACCCGCAGUCCCAGUACCCUGGACAGCCGUUCUCGCCCAACCCGCCACAACAGCAGCAGUACUACCAGCAACCGGCUGUGGAGUUGCAGUCCGGUUACGCGCGGUGA
Messenger RNA from Epithele typhae, 1371 nucleotides. Its product is annotated as glycosyltransferase like family 2-domain-containing protein. Bases 1 to 1371 code for a protein of 456 amino acids. The record is from RefSeq and is a predicted model, not a curated record. Lineage: Eukaryota; Fungi; Basidiomycota; Agaricomycetes; Polyporales; Epitheliaceae. The transcript has 8 exons.